Messenger RNA from Penicillium macrosclerotiorum, 942 nucleotides. Its product is annotated as enoyl-CoA hydratase/isomerase family protein. The record is from RefSeq and is a predicted model, not a curated record. The coding region runs from base 1 to 942 and encodes 313 amino acids. The transcript is spliced from 4 exons. Lineage: Eukaryota; Fungi; Ascomycota; Eurotiomycetes; Eurotiales; Aspergillaceae.
AUGAUAUUCGAUCCAGUCCCCAUCGAGCUCCCAGCCUCAUACGAAAAGGUCCCAACAAGCGGCCAUGUCACUGUUUCACACCAUCCCCCGGGUACACCAACAGCGACACCCGUUAUCAUAGUGACACUCAAUCGACCGGCAAAUAGCAAUGCGUUUACCUCACAGAUGGUUGGGGACUUUGAGAAAUUAUAUCCCAUGUUCGAUGUCGACGAGCGCGUCAAAGUGAUUGUCCUAACUGGUGCGGGAAAGGUCUUUUGCGCUGGAGCAGACCUAGACAUUGGAUUCAAGAGACCCCAAGAGAGGCCCGCCGAUCAUCGGGAUGGUGGCGGACGCGUCGUACUCGCCAUCCAUCGUUGCCGUAAACCAACAAUCGCGGCCAUGCAGGGUUCCGCUGUCGGAGUGGGAAUGACCAUGACCCUUCCAGCCAUCAUUCGAGUUGCCUACGCGAAGGGUAAAUAUGGGUUUGUUUUCGGUCGACGGGGUAUCGUUAUGGAAUCAUGCUCAUCCUUUUUUUUGCCUCGCUUGAUUGGCUUCUCCAACGCCAGCUAUCUCGUUAGUACAGGAGGUAUAUUCCCACCUACUUCAAAGCACUUUGGUGAUCUAUUCAAUGAGAUCCUUCCCGAACCGUCGCAGGUUCUGCCUCGGGCACUCGAAUUAGCAACUGAAAUUGCGGAGAAUGUCAGUCCAACUUCGCAAUAUCUCAACCGUGAAAUGAUGUGGCGAAACCCAGGCACUGCGGAGGAAGCUCAUCUCCUGGAAUCGAAAAUUAUCUGCCACACCUUUGGAUCGGAGGACCAAAAGGAAGGGGUCAAGUCGUUCUUUGAGAAGCGAAAGCCUCAAUUUGGAGCCAACUUGGAUAAUGACCCUCCUGCUAGCGUGCCCUGGUGGAUGGAAGUUGAUACUGGCAGGAACCCCAAGGCAAAAACGCCUGCCAAGCUUUAA